AUGUUCGAUCCCCUCUUGGCGCGCGAGGACCCUUUCAAUGCGGCGCAAUCUGGCUUCCCGUUGACCGAUCCGAAGCGCGAGUCUUUGACCGAACCGGCGCACGAUCAGGUCAUUUCGGCGCCUAAAGAUGAGAAGAAAAAGAGAAAAUUGGAUCCCGAAGUUGCCGAGACAGAGCUGAAGGGAAGGAUCGAAAGGGCCGACACAUAUUGGGUAUUGGACGUCACAACUGAGGAUAUCCAACGCACACUAAACUUCGCCACCGGCCGCUCCCAUUUCCCACAAUACAACAUCAUCUAUCCGCCGGAUGCGAAACCACUAGAUGAUGAUUCCACCGUCGCCGCCUGGAUUUCUACAGCUGACCACACAUGCCAUUUUCGUCCCCUGCAUGGACAUGGUUUCGCGACGUGCAUUCUUUGCCGGAAAAAGACAAAAAAGCUGGCCACAGAUUGCUUUAUUCCAAAAUCGAGCGUCAUCAUGAACAUGGCCGUGAACAGCACAAUCAAAGAGGAGGGCGACGUCUACAAGCAGGACAAGAACGAAGAGGGUGAGUGGACAGAUGGCGCCAAAGUUGGGUUGAAUGUCGCCAAAUAUGUCAAGGACUUCAUCGGCUUGACCUCAGUAUGGAUGCCAGGCGAGGUCUACACCGGCGAAUACAGGAAGAUACCCUUUCUUAUCGCCAUGGCAGCCAUGACCGCAGAUCUAGCUUAA
Messenger RNA from Alternaria hordeiaustralica, 708 nucleotides. RefSeq lists its product as uncharacterized. The record is from RefSeq and is a predicted model, not a curated record. Lineage: Eukaryota; Fungi; Ascomycota; Dothideomycetes; Pleosporales; Pleosporaceae. The transcript has 2 exons. The coding region runs from base 1 to 708 and encodes 235 amino acids.